AAAGGAGUGAACUGCAUUUAUGGACAUGUAACUGUAGUGCGAUGUACUGCAAAUAUAGGUAAAGGAGGCUGUCUUUCCCUAAACAUCUCCAAGCUCUUGUCCGGAGGUCAAGUCAAAACUCGAACCAAGCUGUUCUUCAGUUGCGUAGCGGAAUAGUGGAGAGCCGAGUAUUGUUUGGAGAGGCGAUCGCGUGGAUAUCUAGCUCACGCGAUAAUCGUCCGUUGAAGAGAAAAACAGAAGCGAGCAAUUGCCAGAGUAAGAAAAAACAAGCAGCAGGAAUCAGAGCAUACCUUACCUCACCCAAUCCGCUGCCCAUAAAGCAGUGGAGAUGCUGUGCACUUGCCUGGUGAUCGUUGUACUGGCCCAGUUCAUAUCACCAUCAGCACAAGCCGAAGUACAUUGGCGUGCACAAGGCUGGGGGCAUGAGAUUUGCUCACGCACGUGUGGAGGCGGAGUGUUAACACGCGGUGUUCGCUGUGCAAGUUCUAGCCCACCUCACAUGACCGUAGCCGACUCACGGUGCAAUGCUAGCAUCCGCCCACAGUCCUCCAGACCAUGUAACACACACGAUUGCCGCCCGCGAAUAUACCGCAACAAUUGGUCGACGUGUCGCGACUGCUGUCGCAGCCGACGUCUGCAGUGCCGCGUGCGGCAGAACGGCGGGUACAUCAGGAUCGUGCCGGCGGCGCUGUGCGGACUGGAGAGCGAUGUCCAGGUGGAGGUCUGCAGAUACGGCCAUGGCUGCAUGGUCAGCUGGCAGCCGUACUCCUUCCCCUGUUGUCAUCCGCAGGCUAGACAAGGGUAUGCUUGUCUUGAUAGCAACAACAAGUUGAUGCCAGACUGGGUUUGUUUCAAGCUGCAGCGUGUUGGAGGAUUUACACUACCCACGCGACAUGAACAAUGCAACGCGGACGCCACAUGCAGAGAAGACUUCAGCGGAGCAUUUGAUACCAUUGUCCGUGAGAAGGCGUUGGCGCGAUUUUCAGACUCUGGAGCUGCCACUGAUGUCGUUGCCACUCUGAUCUCGGACACGACGAUGACGGCCAACUGCAUCUAA
Molecule: messenger RNA, 1057 nt
Organism: Sycon ciliatum
Lineage: Eukaryota; Metazoa; Porifera; Calcarea; Leucosolenida; Sycettidae
Product: ADAMTS-like protein 1
Exons: 7
Coding region: 329-1057 (242 amino acids)
Source: RefSeq, a predicted model, not a curated record